Messenger RNA from Orbilia oligospora ATCC 24927, 2319 nucleotides. RefSeq lists its product as uncharacterized. The record is from RefSeq and is a predicted model, not a curated record. The coding region runs from base 1 to 2319 and encodes 772 amino acids. Lineage: Eukaryota; Fungi; Ascomycota; Orbiliomycetes; Orbiliales; Orbiliaceae. The transcript has a single exon.
AUGAAACCAACCCGCACCGCAAUCUGCGGCUUCGGCCUCCGCGGCCGUCUCUUCCACAACAUCUACAUCGCCUCCCAACUCUCCCUCCUCUGGCGCAACCAACCAAUCGACGAAUCCCCCCGCCACCACGACUACUUCGACCUCCAACCUCCAACAGAAGGUCUCGGAACCGCCUUCCAACUUAGUAGCGACGCAGCUCUAAACACCGCUCUAGACCCCCCAAUCUCCAGCAUCAACAAAGAAGGUCUAUCAACCGAGCAAAUCAGACGUAUAGAUCGAUUAACAGACCUAGCGGGUCGAUACGCAGAGCUAGCUAUGAAAGAUGGAACAAUAAUGCCCCGACUUUUGGAAAGUAAUGUAGCUGCUGCGAUGAUAUUUAACAGUGCGUCGUCGUCGUCGAGAACUGGGGAGUUAAAUUUAAAUACUGGUGUUGCAUGCGGUCCCAGGGGUUUGAUUGGAGAAGCGGCGGAGUUAAUGACGGAAGAGGCUUUGAAGCUUGCGAAGGAGUAUCUUCCGUGGUUGGUGAUUAGGGUUAGAUAUGAAGUCGUUGUUUCUAAUAUUGAUUUUUCGAAUCCUGGGUUUCCUGUUUUAACUGUUGUGGAUGUUAAGACUGGAGAGGAAAUGACGGGGAUUGAUUUUGUAUAUAACCUCGUUAUCAAGUGUACAGGAACUACAUUUGAGAUCCCGGUUAGUGGUGAAGUUAAGGAAAAUGCUUUCACGGGUGUUCCGAACUCCAUCGAUCUUACGACUUAUUUAACCCAGCAAAAGAUAUUCGAUAAUGAAAAGAAAAAGAUCAUUCCAGGAAAGAAACUACUCAUCGGCGGCACCAGUCUCUCAGCCUUCGACUUCAUCGGCAUGAUCGUAACCAAAACCAACAUCGUCGAGUUCAACCACCAAACCCGAACCUUCACAAUCAACGAAGAAGAAGCCCAACGUAAUCAAAACCUCAUAACCCUCUUCAACCGCACAGAGGGUAUCUUCGGCGCCUCACGACACCUCCCAAACAGCGUCACAAACCUCGACUCCGACCUAGUAAACCCCGAAAUGAUCCUCUCCCUCGGACUACAAAAAAACGCAGAUACCUACCCAACAAUCCUCGAACUCGCCCGUAUCCUCACCGCCUACAAAAAACAAAAACUCCCUUCUCAAAUCGAAAAGAACAUCUCCACCAUCGAUCAAAUAGAAUACAUGGCCGCUGAAAACGAAUUAUUAGCAAGGAAUCCAGACGCCGUUACCGAAAUAGCACUGUUUCGUAAAUGGAUCCGUUGCUGUGUAUUCACUCACACAAUGGGUCCGGAUCAAGUACAGCAGCGUGCUUGGCUGGAAAGAAAGUAUAAUCAUCUAGUACGAAGUCACGGGUGGCUUAACUUUAGGACUAUGUCCUACAAUAUCUACCAUAGACCCGGGAUCGAAGAAAGGGAGCAUGAGCUCCACUGUCAUGCCCGCCGUAUUGCUUUCAAUUGCAUCGCAGCCACUCCCUAUGAAAUACAUAAUCUUAUCACUCGAUUAUACAAACUAGGAGUGGUAUCAUGGACCCAAGGUGCCUACGAAGAUGUAGUUUGGAGUUCAAAGACGAAGAAAUUUGAAUUAAAAGGCUAUCAAGUAGACGGAUUAAUAGCCCCUCGAAGGUUGACCCAGAAAACAGACAUGUUAAGUGAGAAGAUCUUAAAGCAGGCUAAAAGAUUAAAAGUCGGAGAACCUCGUUAUGAAAAAGGUCGAUUUUUGAAAAACCCAUCGGAGGAGUAUCUUCAUCUGAUAGAUCUGGGUUUUACCGGUCAUGGUAUUCAAUGGUACGAUACCAACGCCGCGGAGGGUGCCUUCCAGCUUAUGCCUAUUGUCGUUGAUAUGAUCGUCAUCCUCGAAACCCUCAUAUCAGAUACAAAUCUAAAGGGCGAUGAAUUAGAAAAACCAGUCAACGAACUGUUAAAACUACACAAAUCCGUCCUCCCAACCAAUCAAGAAUUUAACCAACAGAUAAACCGAAUGGAAGAACCACACCGGAAUAUCACCCAUAUGAUUCUAUACGCCAGAUUAGUCGAAAAGGUAUUUGGUAAUGGUAAAAGCUUCGCACGGAAAAUGCGUCAGGGGAAAACCAUCGGGGCCCGCGAGCGGGUUAUAGCUUUGAUUGCCGAUAUCCCAAGGGCUCAAGAGGCUUUGGAAGAGUUUGAAAGGGAUUGGCAAAACUACAAAUUCGAUCCCGUCAAUGCUCAAGAAUUCGAGAGGAUGACGCCGGACUUUUCGUUGGAACACAUGCAGGCGAUGAAAAGAAUCUUUGAGCAGAGAUGCCAUCAAGGAAAUCAUGUACCUCAUCUUUCCUGA